Messenger RNA from Rhododendron vialii, 980 nucleotides. Its product is annotated as 2-oxoglutarate-Fe(II) type oxidoreductase hxnY-like. The transcript is spliced from 8 exons. Bases 1 to 741 code for a protein of 246 amino acids. Lineage: Eukaryota; Viridiplantae; Streptophyta; Magnoliopsida; Ericales; Ericaceae. The record is from RefSeq and is a predicted model, not a curated record.
AUGAUUGCAAACAGAAAGUACUGCCCAUCAUGUAAAUUAGAACUUCAUAUCUUAGCAUCAAUAGAAGGUAGAAAGAUAACCACUGAAGUCAUAAGAAUCACAAGCACUUCUUUCGAAUAUAGUCUGUUGUGGGUUCUUAUACCUCAUUUUCCUUGUGUAUCAUUUACGACUUUUUGUGCGUACAGUAAGGUGGCAAAAGCAGUUGCGAGGAUCAUAGCUCUUGCGCUUAACCUAGAAAUUGACUAUUUUGAUCGACAAGAAAUGCUUGGGAAGCCUAUUGCAACAUUGUGCCUGCUACAUUAUGAAGGUAGAAUUUCUGAUCCUGUUAAGGGAAUAUUCGGAGCAGGUGCACACUCUGAUUUUGGUUUUAUAACGCUCUUGGCAACAGAUGACAACUAUGGGCUCCAAAUAUGCAAGGAUAAGGAUGCUAAACCUCAACAAUGGGAAUUUGUAGCACCAUUAAAAGGUGAAUUUAUAGUGAAAUUAGUGAAUCUUGCUGACAUGCUGGAGCGCUGGAGCAACUGCACUUUCAGGUCCACCUGGCAUCGAGUGUUGGGUAACGGUCAGGAGAGAUAUUCGAUUGCAUACUUUGUUGAUCCCAGUCAUGGUUGUCUUGUUGAAUGCUUGCCCACCUGCCAGUCACAAGAGAACCCUCCCAAGUUUCCACCAAUCAAGUUUGAAACUUACAUGCUCCAGCGAUACAAGGAUAUGCAUGCUGAUCUCAAUUCAUACAACAAAUGAUACACGGAUACCCAUGCCGAUCUCAACUCAUACAACAAAUGAUCCACCAAAAUCGGUCAUCACGAAUGCUGGAAGUUCCCCUUUGUUGUAUAAUACUCUGAGGUUCUCUCCUUCCUGCCACAAUAUAUGUACAAACUGGUUCUCCUUGUUGAAUAGUGGGAAAAUGAGUUCACUGGAUUGUUCAAUCUCUCUCUCUCUCUCUCUCUCUCUCUCUCUCUCUCUCUCAAAUGUACAACCAU